GGGGCGGCCCCGGCUCGUUGGGGUCCUGCGCGGCGGCGGCGGGCGGGUCGACUAGUCGGUGUCUCCUUCACUUCGUCCUCCAGUUCGAGCGGCCGCAGCCAGCGCGGUCUCCUCACGGCGAGACCCUCCCGGCUUCCCUCGGACAGCCCCGCCGGCCAGAUUCAUUAGAUUGGCCUAGCUAUGACUUAUCCUCCACCAUGUUCCCCUCCGCCUCCGAGACCUCCAAUGGCGAUCCCUCCAUCAUAUGCAGAUCUUGGCAAAUCUGCCAGAGAUAUCUUCAACAAAGGCUAUGGUUUUGGGCUGGUGAAACUGGACGUGAAAACAAAGUCUGCAAGCGGGGUGGAAUUCACAACAGCUGGUUCAUCAAACACAGACACAGGGAAAGUGAAUGGGAGCUUGGAGACCAAAUACAAAUGGGCUGAGUAUGGUCUGACUUUCACAGAAAAAUGGAACACAGAUAACACUCUGGGAACAGAAAUUGCGAUUGAAGAUCAGAUUGCCAAAGGUUUGAAGCUGACGUUUGACACAACCUUCUCACCAAACACGGGGAAGAAAAGUGGCAAAAUUAAGUCAUCUUAUAAACGUGAAUGCGUAAAUCUUGGUUGUGAUGUUGACUUUGAUUUUGCUGGACCUGCGAUCCAUGGCUCCGCUGUCGUUGGUUACGAGGGCUGGCUUGCUGGUUAUCAGAUGACUUUUGAUAGUGCCAAAUCAAAGCUGACAAGGAAUAACUUCUCUGUGGGUUACAAAACUGGAGACUUCCAACUGCACACUAACGUCAAUGAUGGGUCAGAAUUUGGUGGCUCAAUUUACCAGAAAGUGAGCGACAGUCUUGAUACUGCUGUAAAUCUAGCUUGGACAGCGGGCAGCAACAGCACUCGUUUUGGCAUUGCAGCUAAAUACCAGUUGGAUUCCACUGCUUCUAUCUCUGCAAAAGUGAACAACUCCAGUUUAGUUGGAGUGGGUUACACCCAGACCUUGAGGCCAGGUGUGAAGCUUACACUCUCCGCCCUGGUAGAUGGGAAGAGCAUCAAUUCUGGAGGUCAUAAACUUGGUCUUGGUCUGGAGUUGGAAGCUUGAAACAGCCGAAGGAACUGCUGCAAGGAAGGGAUAUCAGAAGAAUUUGGCCUUAAAAAUGUAUUUCCAGUGUGAUCAGCAGGCUUUUCAUCCCAACAGGGAUGACCUAGAACAAGAGCUGUAUUCAAAGUAUUUUAGACAGUUACUUGUUAGCUGGUUUCUAGUUAAAUUGGUUACCUAUCUAGUUAUCAAUUCUGCAUUAGUGCAGUCACUUAUACAUUAUUUAAAUGUAUUUAACUGUUUAAUGCGCUACCCACAAAUAAUGAAAUAGACCUUUAUGAAAACUGUA
Chrysemys picta bellii (western painted turtle) is the source of this 1363-nucleotide messenger RNA. RefSeq names its product voltage dependent anion channel 2 (gene VDAC2). The record is from RefSeq and is a predicted model, not a curated record. Gene Ontology annotation, biological process: monoatomic anion transmembrane transport. NCBI's taxonomy places the organism in Eukaryota, Metazoa, Chordata, Testudines, Emydidae. Gene Ontology annotation, molecular function: voltage-gated monoatomic anion channel activity. Gene Ontology annotation, cellular component: mitochondrial outer membrane.